Molecule: messenger RNA, 5089 nt
Organism: Tribolium madens (black flour beetle)
Lineage: Eukaryota; Metazoa; Arthropoda; Insecta; Coleoptera; Tenebrionidae
Gene: Hasp
Exons: 20
Coding region: 214-4623 (1469 amino acids)
Cellular component (GO): extracellular region
Molecular function (GO): peptidase inhibitor activity
Source: RefSeq, a predicted model, not a curated record
UGAACCGGAAGUGUGCUUUCCAAACAUUAUUUCCUCUCGUCGGCGUAAAAUAGCGUGCGGUCCCGAUAAAAUUUUCCGGACAAAGAAUAAAAUUUUUACAUUUUUGGACACAUAUUACUUUUGAAAAAGGAAAACAAUGUGAAUAAAAACAUGUAAAUUAUUUGUACCUCCUGAAAUAAUGAUGUAAAAUCUGUGUUUUGAAACUUUGUAACAAUGCACAAAUUGUGGUGUUGGUUGAUUUUUGGCGUCGCUUUGAGCGAAGUAUUGUCGUUGCGGCUGGAACGUUCGGUCACCCUCAGCACAACCCCAACCCCCGACGACGACGAUGACGAAUGGGACGACGAUGAUUCGUCAGAAAUCGAAGAUGACGGCAAGAUUUAUAAGAAUCCAAGGAACUCGCCUUCGACGCUAUGCCCCCGAGACGACGCCCAAGCCACCCAACUGGGACAUAGAUGUCUGCGAAAGUGCUCCUCGGACGAAGACUGCAAGAGCAAGAAGAAGAAGUGCCUUUGUGAUGGAGCUUGUGGGAUGUCGUGCAUCAAACCGGAUAGGGAAUGUCCAGAACCUGAACAGAUCCCUUUUGGUAGUGUAGCACACACAGAAAGAGUCUUCGGAUCCAAAGCGACCUAUUCAUGUCAACACGGUUAUCAUGUUGUCGGGUUACAAAGUCGAACGUGUCAAGCCGACGGGAAGUGGGCUGGAUCGGCGCCUGUUUGCAAGCAAAAUAUUUACUGCUUGUCGCCUCCCACAAUCGAUCACGCUCGUCACAAUGCCCUUCCGGAACAAACCACCUUUGAUCUCGAUUCAACUCUUCAGUACUACUGUCACACCGGCUACGUAACCAAUGGGUUUCCUAGAGCGAAAUGUUUGGCUAUCGACGGACAAGCCUCCUGGUAUGGUCCGGACAUAUCCUGCGAACCAAAUUCCUGCGGCGCUCCAACUGACAUAUCUCACGGCUGGCAUGCGGGUGAAUGUUACACAUACGGAUGUCGAAUAACUUACCACUGUGCCGAAGGUUACGAACUUGUCGGAAAAAAUGAGCGUUUCUGCCAAGCUGACGGCACCUGGACCCCGAAGGAAUUGCCUACUUGUGUUCUUGUUACAGCGGUGCAGUGUAGCCCACCAGAAAACCCCCGACAUGGCAAAGCAAUUUACACGUCUUGCAGUUACAACUCUGUUGUCAGCUAUGAGUGCAAGUAUGGGUACACCCUUCAGGGGGAAAGCAGCAGGAGGUGUGGAGCAGAUAGGAAAUGGUCUGGCACUCAACCUAUCUGCAAAGAGAUUAACUGUGGACACCCUGGACGUCUGUGGAACGGUUGGCUGGAAAAUAUCGAGGGUGGUACCGGUUUGGGUGCUUCCAUAAUUUUCCGGUGCCAUGAAGGAAUGUUACUUGUGGGCAACACUUCGACAGUCUGUCAAAGCGACGGAAAAUGGAGAUAUCCUCUACCAAAAUGUUUGGCUCCGUGUGUGGUACCUCAUGUGUCCCAAGGGCGGGUGAUUUUGGUUUCGAAAAACGAUACAGCGCCUACGUCUACUGUGGUUCAGCAUGGAGAAGCAUUAGAAGUGAAUUGUGAGUAUCAGUACGAGUUUUUGGCAAGUACGUCGGCAGUGACUUGCAAUAAUGGUACUUGGACGCAUAUUCCGAAAUGUGAACCAGCCAGAUGUAAACAUUUGCCGAAACCACCUAAAAAUGGAAUGGUAAUCGCUCCCAAGAUGAACCAUAAUAUGAAGGCUAGGUUCAAGUGUAAAGAUGGGUUCCAAAUCAAGGGACAUCCCCUAAUUGAGUGCUCUUUUGGUAACUGGACGGGAGAAAUACCCAAAUGUGAAGAAGUUUAUUGUCCAUAUCCUGGGUCGGUUUCUAAUGGUAAAAUUCUACUGGUCGGUAAUAUGGGUCUUUACGAUUAUCGCCCAUACGUCCGAAAAGUCACAAACAAUAAACAAAUUAUGUAUGAUUGUGACAAGGGCUACGUUUUAGCUGAGGGCCCUCCCGGAGCGACGUGUAUAGGAGGCAUGUGGAGUCCUUCACAACUACCAAAAUGUGUUCUCGGACAACAUCCCAGAUUACGGUGGAAUCGUCGAAGAAGAUCAAUUGUGAUGGAAAAAUACAAAAGAGCUUUCAUACGCCACCAUAAACUUAUCUACGAACAACGUGAAAAACGAUACGUCCAUAAUUACUUGGAUAAUUUAAAAGACCAGCGUCGAUUAGAGGCGAAAAAGCGCUUCAAACGGGCACUCAAAGGUGGGAGCAGCAGUCGAGCUUUUGGAACGUCGCAUAAAAGCUCCAAUUCGCAAAUAAGUUUAAGAAGAGGCAACAAAAAGAAUUAUAAUUAUUACGAAGAGGAAAAACAAGAAGAAAUUAAGAAACCCAAACACAAAGUACGCGGACCUUGUGAACCUCUCUCCAGUGAACCAUACGUUAAUGUCGAGAUUGUCAAACAUGGAAGAGACCCAAAUGUGUCUUUCAGUUCGGGAACUAUCGUUAAAAUGGCUUGUGGAAAAGGUUAUGGGUUAAACAUGCCCGAAAAUAAAACAGCUAAAUGCGUUCGGGGACGGUGGAGACCAACUAGACCCACUUGUUCCAUAUUGCCAUGCUUUGUUCCAAGUAUUGAAAACGGCGUUUUCAAACUGUCCAAAGCCGAAUUUUUCUUAAAUGUUACAAUCGAUAUAGAUGAACCUCUCAAUGAAACUAUUGAAAUCGGUAAUGGCCAAGUGGUCGAAUUCGGUUGUGUCGAAGGGUAUAACAUCCAGGGUCCCAGUAAUUUGCGAUGUUGGCACGGAGACUGGACUGUGACCAGUUUUCCGGAGUGUACAGCUUCCCCUUGUCAAUUACCUCAAAUUACCAAUGGGCAAUAUUUGAUGGGUUACAGGGCGGGUCUAACCAUUGCUAAUGGGUCAAGCGUAAAUUUCCAAUGUGACAGCGACUACAGCAAGUCAACAGCUCAACCCAUUCAAUGCAUUUUAGGCGAACUAUACCCAAAAAGUCCUUCCUGCAGACCUGAAGAAGGAGUAGAUGUGAAUAGUAAAGUCAUAGAUUCGCCUCAUUUUAUCGGAGGAGCGGAUAUCAUCAAGGGUGGUGAUAUAACAGUUCUGCAAUACGGAUCGCCGUCUAAAGCAUGUGGUCCUCCUGCAAAAGUUCAAGGUUCAUUGGUUUACAAAAAUGGAGAACCGAUAGUAGACGAUGAGAAUAAUUUUCCAGACGGAACUGAAGUUACUUUUAAUUGUAUUGAAACCAUAAUGGGUGAAAAAACCACGUGGAAAAUUGUAUGUGAGGAUGGUAGUUGGAUUGGUCGAUCUCUAAACUGCGAUACCGAAGAAUUAAUGGCAUCCCAAAUAGUUUACAACAACAACACUUGUAUUUUUAGAAAUCAAGAACCUAAUGUGAUUUCGUUCUACAAUGACCAACAAAUUCGUGAAGAAGUUGUUGAAUUUCCUGCUGGUGCUGUUCUUGUUAGUAGAUGUGUAGAUAUAGGAAAGUAUUCAAUGACAGGAUCCAACACAAGAAGAUGUUUAGGAGGGGAGUGGGAUGGUACCAAACCUGCUUGUUUUGGAUUGAACCAGGAAAACGACUAUUCUAUGGAGAAGCCUCCUACAAUUUUAUUUAGACAUCAGUUAGGCCCUAUUGCCCAGUCUAAUGAUGGCAAAUUAAUUGUAUAUCCUGGAACAAUUUUACACAUGGAAUGUCUCUGGAUUAGAAGAUUUGGAAAUCCCAAGUGGACCGUUAGCCACGAUUAUAGAAAAUAUCCUGAAGGAUGGACCACUGACCCAGGCCGAGACUCCCAAUUAGAAUAUCGUCUUUCUAUCUUCCAUGCGUCUAAAGACGAUUCCGGACUUUUUACUUGUUUCACUCCCGCCAGAUACUCCCAUUCUAUAGAAAUAGAAGUGAAAGCUGUCCAUUGCCCAAUUGUCCCCCAACGACGCGGCUUAACUGUCAACACUCAAAGCACAAAAAUGAACACCCAUUUGAAAUUCUCCUGCGUAAACGGCAACGCUCUUAUUGGUGCAUCAGAAAUAACGUGUCUUCCUUCCGGUAACUGGAGUGCUCCAUUUCCGGUCUGUGAAAGUAUCGAGUGCGGGGAGGUGGGAGGUGUGUUGCCACCUCGCCUUCGUGUUCUGGUCGUUUCUAGAGAGGUUGGGGGCCGUGCUGUGUUUAGCUGCGAGCCCGGAUUUGGGCUCAGAGGCCCCCAGGAAACCGUGUGUCAACCAAACGGAGAUUGGGCUACACCAUUCCCAACGUGCGAAGAAGUUCAGUGCGACAAUCCCGGUAGUCCGGAAAAUGGUUACAUGCAAGGCAGUGGGCCUUUUAAAGCAGGAGACGUGGUGCAGUUCAAUUGCAAUCCCGAUUUUAUGAUGGAAGGGCAGCCUAUUAUAGCGUGUCAGGAUAAUUCGAGAUGGUCGGGGAAAUUACCUAAAUGUGUGCAAGCUUGCUCGUAUCCAGGAACGACCAUCAGUGGAAAAAUGUCUUCAGUUAAGUUCUAUUAUAAAAUAGGAGAGAAUAUAACCUUUACUUGUGACGAAGGACUGACUUUGAAGGGAGCUGCAAUGUUAAAAUGUUUGAAGAAUGGAAAGUGGUCGAAUGCAAUUCCCACUUGUGUGACGGAAAAUAACACACCCGAAAAUGACUAAACUCUCAUUGCUUUUAUGAAAUUGACUGAAUCUUUUACAACAACUUAAAAUUAAUGUGAUAUCAUUGUUUAAGUUUUAGUCCAAAAGAAAAGAAUAAAGGGAUAAGUAUCAUCCUUGUCAACUGUUAACAUAUUAAGACAUAUCCAUUAAAUGUACGUAAAUUUUAUAGAAACAUAGAAAUUUUUUAUAAUUCGAUAAUGUUUAAUAUAAAAGUAUAUAAAAUAUGUUAAAUGUAAACCUGACAAUGAUUACAUAUGAAAUUUGUGCAAAUAACAAGUAAUUAUAUCACUUAAGAUACAUAAUCAUUAGAUCGCUUGUAAGAAUAUAACUAUUACACAUAAUAAUAAAGCAUUAGUAAACUACCUACUAUUUGCGCAGAAACACUCUCAUCUCUACUAGUGCAAUAAUAUUUUAUUUUGUAACAAAUGUAUUAUAAAAAUUAAAAUAAAAUUUAGGUUAGUUAUAA